Molecule: messenger RNA, 2429 nt
Organism: Leopardus geoffroyi (Geoffroy's cat)
Lineage: Eukaryota; Metazoa; Chordata; Mammalia; Carnivora; Felidae
Gene: FXR1
Product: FMR1 autosomal homolog 1
Biological process (GO): regulation of modification of synaptic structure; negative regulation of translation; DNA damage response
Cellular component (GO): dendritic filopodium; dendritic spine neck; neuronal cell body
Molecular function (GO): protein homodimerization activity; mRNA 3'-UTR binding; translation regulator activity
Source: RefSeq, a predicted model, not a curated record
GUGGGCGGCGGCGGGCGGAGCCCAGGACGAGUGAUGUAAGAAAGCGAGGGAUCUCAGUGGGAGAGUCGGGGUCGUUGCUGUGAGACCCCAGGGGUGUGGGGCGGGGGAUCCCAGUCCCCGCUGUGUUUUCCCCGCCCCUCCCCCCGCCUCCUUUACGCCCCUCCCCCCUCCUCCCCUCUGGUUGGAAAGUUUCUAGAAUCUCUUCCCAGCGGCCUUUGCGGUUCCAACAUGGCGGAGCUGACGGUGGAGGUUCGUGGCUCCAACGGGGCUUUCUACAAGGGAUUUAUCAAAGAUGUUCAUGAAGACUCCCUCACAGUUGUUUUUGAGAACAACUGGCAGCCAGAACGCCAGGUUCCAUUUAAUGAAGUUAGAUUACCACCACCGCCUGAUAUAAAAAAAGAAAUUAGUGAAGGAGACGAAGUAGAGGUGUAUUCAAGAGCAAAUGACCAAGAACCAUGUGGAUGGUGGUUGGCUAAAGUUCGAAUGAUGAAAGGAGAGUUUUAUGUCAUUGAAUAUGCUGCUUGUGAUGCCACUUACAAUGAAAUAGUCACAUUUGAACGACUUCGGCCUGUCAAUCAAAAUAAAACUGUCAAAAAAAAUACCUUCUUUAAAUGCACAGUGGAUGUUCCUGAGGAUUUGAGAGAGGCGUGUGCUAAUGAAAAUGCACAUAAAGAUUUUAAGAAAGCAGUAGGAGCAUGCAGAAUUUUUUACCAUCCAGAAACCACACAGCUAAUGAUACUGUCUGCCAGUGAAGCAACUGUGAAGAGAGUAAACAUUUUAAGUGACAUGCAUUUGCGAAGUAUUCGUACGAAGUUGAUGCUUAUGUCCAGAAACGAAGAGGCCACUAAGCAUUUAGAAUGCACAAAACAACUUGCGGCAGCUUUUCAUGAGGAAUUUGUUGUGAGAGAAGAUCUAAUGGGCCUGGCAAUAGGAACACAUGGUAGUAACAUACAGCAAGCUAGGAAGGUUCCUGGAGUUACGGCUAUUGAGCUAGAUGAAGAUACUGGCACAUUCAGAAUCUAUGGAGAGAGUGCUGAUGCUGUAAAAAAGGCUAGAGGUUUCUUGGAAUUUGUGGAGGAUUUUAUUCAGGUUCCUAGGAAUCUUGUUGGAAAAGUAAUUGGAAAAAAUGGCAAAGUUAUUCAGGAAAUAGUGGACAAAUCUGGUGUGGUUCGGGUGAGAAUUGAAGGAGACAAUGAAAAUAAACUACCUAGAGAAGAUGGUAUGGUUCCGUUUGUAUUUGUUGGCACUAAAGAAAGCAUUGGAAAUGUGCAAGUUCUUUUAGAGUACCAUAUUGCUUAUCUAAAGGAAGUAGAACAGCUAAGAAUGGAACGCCUACAGAUUGAUGAACAGCUACGACAGAUUGGUUCUAGGUCUUAUAGUGGAAGAGGCAGAGGUCGUCGGGGCCCUAAUUACACCUCCGGUUAUGGUACAAACUCUGAGCUGUCUAACCCCUCUGAAACAGAAUCUGAGCGUAAAGACGAGCUGAGUGAUUGGUCAUUGGCAGGAGAAGAUGAUCGAGAGAGCCGACAUCAGCGUGACAGUAGGAGACGCCCAGGAGGAAGAGGGAGAAGUGUUUCAGGGGGUCGAGGUCGUGGUGGACCACGUGGUGGCAAAUCCUCCAUCAGUUCUGUGCUCAAAGAUCCAGACAGCAAUCCAUACAGCUUACUUGAUAAUACAGAAUCUGAUCAGACUGCAGACACUGAUGCCAGCGAAUCUCAUCACAGUACUAACCGUCGUAGGCGGUCUCGUAGACGAAGGACUGAUGAAGAUGCUGUUCUGAUGGAUGGGAUGACUGAAUCUGAUACAGCUUCAGUUAACGAAAAUGGGCUAGAUGAUAGUGAAAAAAAACCCCAGCGACGCAAUCGUAGCCGCAGGCGUCGUUUCAGGGGUCAGGCAGAAGAUAGACAGCCAGUCACAGUUGCAGAUUAUAUUUCUAGAGCUGAGUCUCAGAGCAGACAAAGAAACAUCCCAAGGGAAACUUUGGCUAAAAACAAGAAAGAAAUGGCAAAAGAUGUGAUUGAAGAGCAUGGUCCUUCAGAAAAGGCAAUAAAUGGCCCAACUAGUGCUUCUGGCGAUGAAAUUUCUAAGCUACAGCGUACUCCAGGAGAAGAAAAGAUUAAUACCUUAAAAGAAGAAAACACUCAAGAAGCAGCAGUCCUGAAUGGUGUUUCAUAAACUGAAGAAGUUCCUAGUUUACAGUUCUUUUACAUUACAUUUUACAAUAGUGCUUGUACAAGCUUGCCAAAGAUAGAAUAUGGAUCGCCAGUCUUUACAUCGCACUUUCAGUUCCUCCAUUUGGAAUUCAGAAAGGGGAGGGAUCCUGAAGAAAUCAUAUGUUAAACAUACUUUGACACCUACUGUGUUAUAAAAUAUAUCAUCAGAUGUGCCUUGAGAAUAGUAUAUGUAACAUUAAAAAAAGUUGCUGGCUA